This is a messenger RNA of Nymphaea colorata (pocket water lily), 1516 nucleotides long. Its product is annotated as heavy metal-associated isoprenylated plant protein 29. The coding region runs from base 1028 to 1282 and encodes 84 amino acids. Gene Ontology annotation, molecular function: metal ion binding. The record is from RefSeq and is a predicted model, not a curated record. The transcript has 3 exons. Lineage: Eukaryota; Viridiplantae; Streptophyta; Magnoliopsida; Nymphaeales; Nymphaeaceae.
UCAUGGCUUAAACAUCUGAAGUCAAACUAGAUCACAAGAAGCCAUCAAAUGCCUCCUUGGUGUUUCACAAGGAUCAGGAAAUUUUCCUAUCUGCAAACUCAACUUGGGUAGUGGAACGUGUCUCCACAAAGUCGCAGUCAGUGUAACCAAUCUUCAUUUCUAUUCAUUUUUCAACACGAAUCAAAUCAAACCACCUGCAUGGCGAAUUUAGAGCUCAUGUAAAAGUGGUAAUUAAUUAGCCUAAUGAACGGCAGCAAAAACAAUAUAAUGUGUUUGGAUGACACCCUAACAAAAAGUUGUUCUGAAAAAAUCAAUUUUGUAAAUAGUUUUAUAAUCAUUUCCAAAAAAUGGUUUGCUCGUUUGGAUGAUGUCCAAAACACAUUUUCACACAAAAUGGGCUUUUAAGCAUUUUCAGAAAACUGGUUUGUGUGUCUGGAUUACAUCUAAAACACAAUUUUUUGUGAAUAACCUAGGGGGAUCAGGUUCUUCAAUCUUCUAAAACCAGGGUUUUUGAAAACUUAAUUUUGUGAAAAUCUGGUUUACGAUGUUACCCAAACACUACCAUAGUCUUCAUCUUCCUGUCCACUGCUGGUGUGAGUGGUGCUCUUGUCCCCUUUUAAUAAACAGAGAGAGAAUCGAACAUGACUUGGCUUGCUCCAACGUCCUCGUCUUUUUCUGGAAGAGGAAGGAAGGAGAACCGAAGCGAAUGAGAUGAGUCUCUUCCGCCUUCGGCAAGAAAACGGAUCAGAUUCGCACGCUUUGAAAGGGAAAGGCGAAAACGAAACAAAAGAAAAACUCGAUUGGUUUUCCAUUCGUCUCACGUAAUCUCCACAAUCUCAAACCACCAUGAUAUUCCAAUUCCGAUAUGGUAAAAUGCCUUCCUCCCAAUCCAUUCUCGUUCUCCGCAGGAAGCAACAGAAAUCUCUGAAGCAAAACUCACGAAGUUGGGAACUUCCCUUAUAUAUGCAAAAGGUCGCGCUCGUCCUCACCACCAUGAGAAAGCGCAGGUAAAAACAUCGCCCGAUAUAUGUCGGAAAAGGCUUACUGCAUGCUGAUGAGGGUGCCCAUUGAUUGCAACGGCUGCUACAAGAAGGUCCGGAGGGCUCUCCUCAAGAUGCCUGCGAUCCACAGCCAUGUGAUCGACAGGAAGCAGGGCAGAAUCAAGGUGUGUGGGACGUUCAAGCCACCUGAGGUUGCCAUUGGCCUAAGGAAGCGCAUAAACCGUCGGAUCGAAAUUCUUGAAAUCCAAGAGGCUGAUGUUACCGCCAUGUAUGCAGCCUGAUGUUCCUAGAAGAGGGCAUGGCUUCUUCUCGCAAGGACAUCUACAAUCUAGCUGAUCUGCUAUCAGUAACAAGACUGCAGUUUCAUGGUCAGGGUGUGCCUGAAUUCAGAAACUAAUCUCUGCUUACCAAACAUGGAUAAAAAGUAUGCUCAUUUUUCUCGACUCUUAAGCUGCAAAUGUAAAUGAACAUGUAAUUUAUUGGUAGACAUAUUAUAAGAUUGAUUGACCAUUGAA